Trematomus bernacchii (emerald rockcod) is the source of this 4544-nucleotide messenger RNA. It is a transcript of the gene cast, whose product is annotated as calpastatin. Gene Ontology annotation, molecular function: calcium-dependent cysteine-type endopeptidase inhibitor activity. Gene Ontology annotation, cellular component: cytoplasm. The record is from RefSeq and is a predicted model, not a curated record. Bases 202 to 3513 code for a protein of 1103 amino acids. Lineage: Eukaryota; Metazoa; Chordata; Actinopteri; Perciformes; Nototheniidae. The transcript has 37 exons.
GCCUGCAUACAAACGCGAAAACAUUUGCUGGUGCCAGCUUUCACUUCGAUCAAUCAUCAGAGCCGAAAGCUUUCUCAGCAGGUGGGGCCACUUAUUUUUGCUCCAAGGGGCAGAUCAGUGUGAAUAGUCAGAUUCCACAACAGUGCACAACAGAGGACGCAGAAGCACAAUUAAAAUCGUCUAUCCACCCGUGUUUUCAAGAUGCCACACAAGAGCAAGAAGAAAGGCCAUGGUCACGAUAAAGACCCCAAGGAGGCGAAAGAAUCGCAGCCUAGCCGGGCCACACCCAAACCGGUCGCUCAGGUCUCCACUGGGAAGCCUGCACAGUUCGAGAAGGCAGCGUCAGGAUCCGCCAUGGCUUCAAAGCCUGGGGUUACCACAGCAACAGGUGGAGCCACUCGUAGUGGCGUGACGGCGGGAGGAAGUGCUUCAGUUGGGACCGCAGGAAAAGCCAAAGCAGAGACUAUGGCAGGUACUGUUAUUGACAUGUCGUCCGCUGGGUCUACCUUUGUUGACAUGACAUCAGCUGGGGCGAGGGCUGCUCCUAAAGAGAUGCCUAAGACUGCUGCCGUCUCCCAAGUCAAAGCUACGGUUCCCUCUCCUGCCGCUGGCCUCACUGCAGUGACCAAACCUAAAGAGUCUCCCAAAGGCUCAGCUAAGAGUGCAACUGCUACCACAACAGUCAAGGCCGAGGUGCCUAAAGUUGAUACGGCUAGACCAUCAAAGCCAACUGCAACGGCUGGAAAUGUGUCUGUGCAGGGGAAGAAAGAAGUGACAGAAAUUAAGGUGCAGGCGGAGAUUCCUCCGGCAGCAGCUAAAGGAGCCAAAGAGGUUGAUCCAUUCGAUGCCCUGGCCAACAUACUGCCAUCAGUUGGUCCUGCACCCGUCGUGCCUGUAUACACGGGGCCAGAGGUCGUGGAGCAUAACAUCAUCUCCGAGACGGGUCAGAAAUGCGGAGAAAAAGACAGCACGCUGCCUCCAGGCUACAGAUUUGAUGAUAUGCCUCCAGUUCCUGCAGAUUACAAGCCAAAGGAUGUUCCUAAACCACUGAGCACGGAUGAGGCCCUGGACUCUCUUUCAUUUGGAUUUACGUCUCCAGCCGCUCCAGCUGCACCCAAGAAGCAAGAGGUAAUGACUGAAAUGUCUGCAACAGUUCCUACUGUGUCUGUAUGUCCUCCUCCAGCUGAUAAAAAAGCCAAGAUGGAGAAUGAUUUCUCCCUGGAGUCUUGCCUUCCUGCCGCUACUGCCACGAAAGCAGCUCCUCCUGUGUCUUCAUGCAAAGCUCCUCCUGCUGAUAAAAAAACCAAGAAAGUGGACACCAAGCCCAAGACUGAUGGGGGUGACUCUAUGUCUCUAGAUGCUCUCAGCGCUCUCGUUGACACGCUUCCAGAAGACUUACCAAAACCUGAUCUCCCUGAACUCAGACCUGAGGACAUCAUCUCGGAGGACAAACACAAGAAGGAGAAGGGUGUGUUUGUAGGAGAGAGGGAUGACUCGAUUGCUCCAGAAUACAGGUUUAAUAAGGAGGAACUCAAAAAAGUGCCUGCUCUAAAACCUGAGCCCGCCUUGGGUACUGCUGAUGCUCUGGACUUUUUGUCUGGAGACUUCAUGGACUCCUCAUCAGCUCCUCCUGCACAGAAAGCCCCUGUUGUGGCUGUGUGUCCUCCUGCUAACAAAUUCAUGCAGGAGAAAAUCCCUGAUGAUUUCUCUCUGGAGGCUGCAACUGCCACGAAAGUGGAGUCCAAUUUUGCCGUGUGUCGCGGUCCUCCUGCUGGUAAGAAAGCCGAAGUAGAGAAAACCGCUGCCGGAAAGGACAAGCUCAAGAGUGGUCAGGGUGACUCCUUCUCUCUGGAUGCUUUCAGCGCUCUCAGUGACACGCUGCCAGCGGACAUGCCAAAACCUGAACUUCCCGAACUCAGACCUGAGGACAUCGUCUCGGAGGGCAAACACAAGAAGGAGAAGGGUGUAUUUGUAGGAGAGAGGGAAGGCUCCAUUGCUCCAGAAUACAGGUUUAAUAAGGAGGAACACAAAAAGCUGCCUGUUCCUAAACCUGAGCCCACCAUGGGUACUGCUGAUGCUCUGGACUUUUUGUCUGGAGGCUUCACGGAUUCCUCAUCAGCUCCUCCUACACAGCCAAUUGAUUACAAACUGCCUGUGUGUCUCGGACCUCCACCUGCUGUCAUGGCUCCUGUCCACACUCCUGUUCCUGCAGUGAAACUUGAGCACACUUUGGUUGUGUGUCAGGGACCUCCACCUGCUGUCAUGGCUCCUGCUCUUCCUGUACAGACCAAAGUAGAGGACUUGUCAGCUCUGGAUAUGCUUUCUGAAGACUUUGUGUCUACAACCAAAGCUUCUGGAGUUCAGGCACCUGCCCCUCCUGCAACCAAGAAAAAGACACCAGAGAGAACGGUUUGUCCUCUGGAGCGCCCUAACAAAGUUGACGUCAUCCAGCCAAAACCCAAGACUGAUAAGGGUGACUCCUUCUCUCUGGAUGCUCUCGGUGCUCUCAGUGACACGCUGCCAAAAGACCUCCCUAAACCUGAACUCCCCAAACUCAGACCUGAGGACAUCAUCUCGGAGGACAAACACAAGAAGGAGAAGGGUGUGUUUGUAGGAGAGAGGGAUGACUCCAUUCCUCCAGAAUACAGGUUCAAUGAGGAGGAAUGCAAAAAACGGCCUGCUCCUAAACCUGAGCCCUCCAUCAACACUGGUGAUGCUCUGGACUUUUUAUCUGGAGACUUUGCGUUCUCCUCAUCCGCUCCUGUGGUCCAGGCUCCUGUCAUCACCCCCUCAGCCCCCCCUGCACAGCCCUCUGCAGACUUUGCUCUGGACGCCUUGGCGGAAGAAUUUGUUUCCUCCUCGGCUGCUUCAACGGUGAAGUCCUCUGCAUGUGCUCCCACAGAAUCUGCCGCAGAUCUGGCCGCAGGAGCAGACAAUGCCCUGGAGGCCCUGGAGGCCCUGGAUGCUCUGUCAGACACCUUGAAGGACAUCACACCCGUCCCUAUGCCCGCCCCAGUUCCUACCAAAGACCUCGUCAAUGAAGAGAAGCUGAAAGAAGAAAGGCUGAUUAAGAUGGGGGAGAGAGACGACACGUUGCCACCAGAGUAUCGACCCACUGGGGAUAUUGGAAAAGUACCUGCAAAACCAAAACCUAAGGGGAAGUCUAUGGAUGAUAAGACAGCGUUGGACCUGCUGUCCAGUGACUUCUCUGCUGCUGCCUCUCUACCUGUAGCACCCGUCGCUUCAGGCGCUGCCACAACAAAGCUGGAACCUCCUGUGCUGGACUCAGAGCCCCUGAAGCCAAUGGCUGGCGCUGUCCUGGACUCCCUGUCCAGCACCCUGCUCCCAGACGCCCCAGAGUUCAUACCUAAGUCAGACAAACCAAAGGGCAAGAGCAAGUCAAAGUCAAAGUCCAAAAAGCACCAUGCAGAGGAGCCUCACUCUGACCAGCUCCCAGCACAGCCAAGCUCUGACGUCAUGCCCAAAUCUACAAGGAAGGGAGGCAGGAGCUAGACCACUGGGUUGUCAGAGCAAUUUGACCCCCCGGCCACAGGGACGCUUCAGUGAGGGAGCUGCUCUCUGGAUAAUGAUUCUAUUUUUUCUAAAUCGCCUAGAAUGUAUACUGGAUGAAAGACAAACCACGACACACACACACUCACACACUCUGCAUGUGGCGCCUCUUUUGCUCGGUUUCACAUGUAUUAAAGUAUGUAAGAUGUUGGUUUUCUGUGGAGAAUAUUAAAGACUGUUGAAACAAGAUGGAGAAUAGAAGAAUGACAAAGACAGAGGGGGAAACUGGCGGGAAGGAGAGAGAAAGUCAGGUGAUAAUCUUUAGUUUUUGUUGGUUGGUGGUUUGAGCGUGCUGAUGAGAGGAAGGCGCCGCCCGUCAGAGUCCUGCAUGAACAUGUCAGCUGACAGUUGUUCACACACUAAUAUUACAACUGUUGUGAUGUUGGUUGGAGCGGAGGGGGGUGUAUCGUAUCAGGAUGUUUGUGCAAUCUUGAUGUACACAGAAAAGCACAUUUUUCUAUCACGAUCAGAUGCCAUUAAUACACUAGUGUACAGCUUAGUUUGCUUUCUAUUUUGGACAACACAUAGUUUACAUAAUUACAUAUGUGGAGGUUUCGAGGAGCUUAAUUAUAUAUCCUAGGGCUUCUCGCAAAUGCCUUUAAAUUUCUACAGAGAAAUAUCUGUUUAAAAAAAAAAGAAGAAGAAGGGUCUUGUAUGCAUUUGGCCUUGUAGAAAAAAUAAUUGCUUGUGUCCAGAAGUGCACUUAGUGAACUGAGGUGGCUCCAAGCUUUUUUUAACUGCCCUUGUUUGUAUACUGUACAAAAAAAAAGAAGAAAAAAAAUGUUUUUGCUCUAUUAAAGACAACACUGUAUAAUUGUUAAAGGCUUUUCAAAUGUAAAGUCCAAAAUCAAUAUAAGGCACCCUUGUUUAAAUUAGUUCAUGGCAAAGGUUUUGUGUGGGUGUGAGUCAAAAGAUGUGAGAUGUAUUUUAGUUGAGGGAAUGCUAAUUCAAUAAAUAAAAAUAUGUAAAAACGA